UUCCCUGUAAGUAUAGAGUAUAGUCCAUUUUCAUUCACUAGCCACGUAGUAAGUAGAGUCCAUUUGCACGAUUUGCACAGCCAGUUUGACACGGCCUGUGAAUAAACAUCACGACAUUAUUCACAGCUCAGCUAAACAUUUCAAUUCCAAAAGGCGCGCUCAAAUGCCCAAUAACAAAAAAGAAACUUUGAGUACUCUGUCUCUUGUGGUAUUUGUGGUGAACUUUGUAAAUGACAAGUGUAGCUGGCCAAUGAGUCAAAUCAGAAUGAAGUAGUAUUGCGAAAUACUGCAUAGUGUUCAGCUUGCGUUUGUUGUUUCAGUAUUUUGUGUGCAUCAUACAAUUUGCUUUGGUUAUGUUUUGCACAAAAUAAUUUUGAAUUGCAGUGUUCCUCACUUAACACAUAUAUCUAUAUAUUUAUAUUGAUGGGAUUAUGUUUACUCUUAAAAUGGAGCAAAUCAAUGACAACAUUGGUGUUUUUGGCUUGCUCAACACACUGAGUGAAAUCAUUGUGAAAGAGAACAACCCGUCUUUGACUGGUAAAAACCUCCUCAAGACUGUUAAUAAAGCACGAUCAUUAAUGUAUGGAAUCCUCUUAGGAAAGACUGAUGUCUCAGAGGUAUCGGCUUUAUCAAACAAACUCAAUUAUAUGAGUCCUACAUCAUGGCUAGUUGCUCAGAGGUUUAUCAUGAGUAGCACAGAUCAAGAAGUGGAAUCAAUGGAGCUUGAUGAUGCUAUAAAAGAGGCUUUAAAUUUUGGAUGGGAUGAUACACCUCAUCCAAUCCUCAAGACAUUAAUAUGUCUUACAAAUUCAUCAGUGCAAAAUUCUCAUAAAUCUCCCACAUACGAGCCAUUUUCUCUUUCACACAAACUACAACUAACAAGCUCUUUCGGGGGAACUAAAUAUGUAAGAUCCACCCCUAGGAUAUAUCCUUCUCCCUCCCCUGAUUUGUUCAAGCCUCCCCCUUGGAUGAGUCUCAACCACAGUGUUUCCCCAUUUGGUAGUUAUACUUUAACUACAUUUCCAUUCAAUAAAAAACCUGGGGAGGGCCUGCCUCUCCUAGAAAUGUUUGGAGGUGCGCAUCAGGCACUAUCAGAAAUGGGAUCACAACCUCUUUAUCAAAUUCGAUCCAUACCAGCCUUAACUGGACCUCCAGAUCUAACUCUACCUUCUAGUAUGGUUCAGUCAAAUUUUGAAGAUGAAGGUUAUUUCACUCCGCUGACUGAGGUUGCCCACCAAAAUCACAUUUCAUCACAGUUUGAAUAUGAGGAUUGCACUAAAGUUUGGUCUGAGGCAUUACAAGUUUCUUUACCAGAGUUGAAGUCAUGGGAAACACUGGGAAGUCUACUCACUCCAGUUGAGCCACCUUUUUUGUCUGCUGCUAAGUCAGACGCACUACAUCAUUUGUCUACUUUAGUCAAUGUGUUCCAAGAUGUGUUCAACCCUAAACAUUCAUGUGAUAAUGAACCAAUUUCACGAGAUGAUUUUGCUCAUGACAUUUUUCUCCUUCUCAGUGGCAUUCAGUCAAAAACCUUUCCUUUUGUUGAGGAAAAAGACUGUUUUAUUUUGCGAAGUGGGAUAUGGUUAGAAGGUUACUGUGUGGAUGAUACUUCAGCACUAUGCCAAGAUUUCAUAUUUUGUGGUACACACUUUAGACGUCUUGAAAAACUUUCUCAUUCUUCUGAUACAGCUGAGAGUAAUGGAUUAAUUGUACAGUCCUUAAUGGGCUGUGUUCAACGCUGGACCCAAUUUUACCAUGGUGCUGUCAUGAUUCUUUCUUCUCAUUUUAAAUCUAAGGGACAGCCCAUAUUAUUGUAUGAGGUAUUAGAAUAUGUGCAGGCUCUCAAGCAACAGGUUGAUUGCCUCUCAACUUUGUGUUGCACUAAUAGCUUCUCGGGCAGCAGCCUACAGUUGCCCUCUGGUGUUGCAUUGUUAGCCCACAUAUACAGAGAAGCAUGCAAACCAAACAGUCAACAAAGUCAUCUACUGUACUCUGCUCUGAAAGCUUGUUGUGAGGUUUAUUUACAGUGUCUUCAGAAAUGGAUCUUUUUGGGAGAAUGUCCAGACAAAACAGAGGAAUCCAAUGAAUUUUUUGUUCACAAAGACCCAGUUUUUUCAAGCAAACGUGACAGAUCUUUUUGGAUUCGUGGAUUUGUGUUGGAUAAGAAAACUGUACCAGUUUUCUUGCAGGGAUUAGAAGUAGCAGUUUUUGAUUGUGGUAGAGCAAUGAAUCUCUUACAAUUGUGCAGUCCCCAGCAUCCAUUAUGUUUGUUACUGGAAAAAAGACAUCCCAGUGUACGCUGUUGCUUGUAUAAGUCAGAUAUGGAGAGGGUUGACAAAGAAUGUGCUCAGUUUGAGGCCGAAGCUAAUGACUUAUGUGGAAAUUUGACAAAUGUUUCAAAGUUGUUGGAAGAAGAAAAGGAACUUGAAUCCAAGUUGCAUAUUUUGAUGACCAAGGCACAAAAAGAAAGAGCUAUUUUACGUGAAUCCAUGAAAAUUCAACUUGAUAAGGAAAGGGCUGAAAUGAAAGAAAAGCAAAAUGCUGUUCUGCGAGCUCAGAUAAUUGAAAUGCAACUACGUAAAGCUACAGAAAAGGAGCAGGAGCGAAUAAAAGAUGAAUUAUAUCUUUUGGAAUGUCAACGCCAAGAUUUUGCUGCUAGAGUGAUGGAGGAAGAAGAAAGAAAGAAAAUAUUAACACACUAUGAAGAGUUAGGGAAAAUUAUUGAUAAACAAAAUAACCACCGAGAGUGGCAAAUAAAGCGUUUAAAGAUGGCUGACAAGCGACAAGAAUUCCUGCUGGAAGAUAGUAUGAAUCUCUCGCGAGACUAUCAGCUGUAUGAGAAAGCCAAUCAAUCUGGUUUCAUCCUAGAUUUUGAUUUAUCUGUUUGUGAGCUACCAGCUCCGUUGAUUCCUCAGGUAGAUGCUUUACAAGCUAGGACUACAGCAUUGACAAAAGACACUAAUAUUGAAGAGGAAAGUAUGUUUGAACCAUUAUCAAUUAAAACUAAAGUUGAAGAGGAAAAUAAUGUUGAUGCAUCAACAAUAAACACAAAUAAUGAAGUGGAAACUACUAUUAAAACAAGAGAGCCCAUUGAGUUAUUUAAGAAAGCAUCUGAAAUAAAAGCUAAAGUAUUACAGAUUGAGUAUGGUUUGGAUUCAAGACAGUCAAGAUUGAAUUCCAAUGAAUUGUGUAGUUUGACCAAUGCUGCUGCCUCAGUUAGCCAUGCAGAUAAGGACUCUGCAGAGUCACUUAAUGUGAACAGGAGCUGCUCCCAGCCUAAAUUAAAAGAAGCUAAUAGUGUAUUCAGCUAUGAGUCUGACAAAGGAGAUACUAAACCCUUGGAUGCGGCGGACAAAUUAACUGACCUUAUGAAAAAUCGUCAGAGAGUAUUGACAGAAGAUGAUUGUUGGAAGUUCACAUCAAUUAAAAAGAAAGAAAGUACAGAUUCUGGAAUAAUAUUAGAAAGAGACCAGAACAGGCAGAAAAUUCUUGGAGAAGAUGCUGAUUUUAUGACAGAACUACAGCUUUCUAAUCCAAGUGUGACUCGCACAUUAACUACCGAAAGCCGUCCAAAACUUGCUUACUCAUCCGAUAUGAGUGAACUACAAGUAAAUAGGAGAAAAGUUCUUGGGGACUCUGGGGUAGGAACUCUACUUUCUACUACUGAUGAUACUAAUUCUCAAUCUAGUUUAAGCUGUAACAUCAAGGAAGAAGAUAAACUUUGCGAGGUUGAUAAGAUUUCUCCCUCUGAAUCCGUAAGACCAAAAAUGUUAUCUGUGUCAUCAGAGGUUCCUUCAGUGUCUCCUCUCAGCACACCACAUGGUGUUAUUAACAUGCCAGUGUUUACUAGUCCAUUCAAAGGUACCGAUAAUUUACCUAAUGGAUUACCUUUAGCUAGUCCCCUAGUUGAGUUCCGAUGUGAGAAAGCAACUGACUUUGAAGUUCAUGGAAUCCCUCUCAUGAUAGACAUAGCAGACAACCUCACUUUGAAAUGCAGUACAAGCUCAAUGAGUACUGAUGUUACUGAUUUUGAGGGGGAAAAGUACAGUUCUGAUACUGCUAAAUCACUCCCAAACACAUCAUGGUUGGACUCAUCUCUGCAGACAUGCCUUCUCCUUCCCUUGAGAGUUCAGUACAAAUUUGUUUCUGCAGCACUUCUAGAUUAUUUUUUAGUGGACUUGAAACUCCUUAGCCAUUUAAAAAGCUUACGGUCUUAUUAUCUUAUGCAAGAUGGAGAAUUUGGUCGUCACCUCACAGUGAAACUUUUCACUCAAAUGUAUCAGGUUGCAACACCUGAUAAAUUGUUCAACACACCUACCCUAAAUAGAGUGGUAAAGGAGGCUCUGGCAAGUUCUCAAGGCACAGCAGAUCCAAAUUCUAAUAGACUUGCUUUGGAUUGUGACUCUGUUCCUCGUCAUUUCUCACAUUCAUCACAUAAUGUACUCGAUUGUUUGACACUCUCUUACAAAGUCAAAUGGCCCUUGAAUUUACUGUUGACUCCUGAUGUUCUUGAGAAGUAUAAUGUUAUUUUUCUGUUCCUUGUACGCUUGAAACGUAUUGCAUGGCUUUUACAAGAAGACUUUGUUGCUCUGAAAAACACUGCUCGAGGUUGUUUUAAAGAACAAACAAGAGAUUUACUUAAUUCGCCCCAGUAUCAUCAGGUUCAAAUAAUUCGUCAUCACAUGAGUCAAUUUGUACAAGCAACACUGAACUAUGUAAGCAGCUGUGUGCUGCAUGCUAGCUGGUCUGAUUUUGCUGCAUCCCUUAAGCAAGCGACUACUAUUGAUCAUAUUUACAAUGCACAUAUAGAAUACAUCAAGAGACUUCUUAAAAGGUGCCUUUUGAACAAUAAUUCCAAACGAGUGGAAGCUGUGCUAUCAAAAAUCCUUGUCUGUAUUAUUAAAUUUCAUAGUUUCUUAAGAGUUAGACCUUGGCAAGUACCAAGCAAAAACCAAAGUCAACGAGGACAUACUUGUCAUUUAGAGCAUCCUAACUUUCAACAAUUAAGUGCAUGUGUGGUACACUUCAAGUUACAAGUGUGCAAGUUCGUAAGUUAUUUGGAAAGACUUAUAUCUCCACCAAAUCAACAGCAACACCUUGCCGAGUAUCUCCUGAUGUUAAACAUCAAUGGUUUCUACAAAUCAUCAGAAUAUCUCAAGCAUGCUGAAAAUGUACAAGACUCUGAUAUUAGAUCUGUUGUUAGCUCACAGUCAGCAAGUAAUAGAUAAUAGGCAGUAAGCUUUAAAAAAAUUAAUUUGGGGGGAGGGGGGGAUAUUAUACACAGGAGGCUUAUGAAUUUUCACUAAGAUGAAGCUGUGUAGCACUGCCACCAUGUAAUAAUCAAUCUGAUAUGCCAUAAUGUAUUUAACUGUAGUUUGUGCAUAAACACAUUAGUGCCUAAUUUCUUUGUACAAUUUAGUAUUAAUGAGUCAAGGGAACUUCUUGUUGAUUAAUAGUAACAUCUGUGAUAUACAACACAA
Molecule: messenger RNA, 5480 nt
Organism: Frankliniella occidentalis (western flower thrips)
Lineage: Eukaryota; Metazoa; Arthropoda; Insecta; Thysanoptera; Thripidae
Gene: Grip163
Product: gamma-tubulin complex component 6
Exons: 19
Coding region: 432-5228 (1598 amino acids)
Biological process (GO): meiotic cell cycle; cytoplasmic microtubule organization; mitotic cell cycle
Cellular component (GO): equatorial microtubule organizing center; spindle pole; gamma-tubulin complex
Molecular function (GO): microtubule minus-end binding; gamma-tubulin binding
Source: RefSeq, a predicted model, not a curated record